Molecule: messenger RNA, 3465 nt
Organism: Caenorhabditis bovis
Lineage: Eukaryota; Metazoa; Nematoda; Chromadorea; Rhabditida; Rhabditidae
Source: the annotation of a GenBank genome assembly
AUGCGAACCACGCUGAUAGUGUUGUUGAUCUACGGGCUUCGCGUCGAGACCCUCAUCAUCACAUCGCGAAAUACCACCGAGGCGAUUCUUCGAUGUCCGCCCGCCGAGGAUUUCAUCAGAACGCACAUGGCUCCCGAUUUCGAGACGCCGCGUCUCGUCCGCCGCCUCGACUGGUUUCAGGACGAUUCGCUCGUCGCUAGCUAUCAGCAGGACGUUGUCGCCGAUUCUUCGCGACAAUGGUGGGUAGCCGAUGGGCGCUACGAGCUCGUCAGACCAUUCUACGCGUUGCGAGUUUCGCCAGUAACUCCAGAAGACUCAGGCGCUUAUCGUUGUCGAAUUGAGACGGAUCCGUUGUUCUCGACGCCGCAGAGCACCGCGACGCAAGAGCUCGCCGUGAUGGUGCGGCCCGUCGCGCCGUCGUCGCCGGAAAUCAAGGCGUUCACGAAUCGCUCGAUAACGCUGAUAUGGACGCACAACGCGGCGAGGGCCCAUCGGCCGAUUUUGAGGUUCUCGGUGUCGGUGCGAACAGUGGCGGAUAACACGAGAUUUGUGAUGGCGGCGCCAUCGAACGCGACGACGGUGAUCGUCGACAAUCUGAGUCCGUUCACGCUGUACGCGUUUGCGGUGCGCGCCGAGAACUCGGCGGGCCUCAGCGAGUUCGGUCCCGAGACGACGUUUCGAACGCUCGGCGAGCCGCCAACUCGACCGCCACAAAUCGCGAUGAUGCGCAACAUUUCGGCCGAAUGCGUCGAGAUCACCGUGACGCCGCCGAGCGAGAUGAACGGCGACCUCGACAAGUACAUUGUGAUGACGCAGGGCCUCAAUGAGACGAUGCCCAAGAAGCAUAUCUUCGACAAGCCAACAUCGACGCCGUUGACGAUUUGCGAUCUGAUUCCGUCGUCGGAAUACGCGUUGGCGGUCAAAGCCGACAACGGGUUCGGCACGAGUCCGCCGGCGACGCUCGUCUUUUUCACAGAGCCCAGCGUUCCGAAUUUCUCGCCGACGACGAUCACAACGAUACCGGUGAUCGGCAAACCGGAAAUCACUGUACUCUGGCCGGCUCCCGACGCGAAUCUCAGCCGUCAAAUCGUCAAAUACCAUUUGUAUUACAAGUCGGACGCGGAAACGCAAUGGAAAAUCGAGAAUUUGAUAUUGAAAGGCGCCAAAAUCGGCAAAAUGCUCAAAUAUCGACUAACCGGACUGGAACCCAAUACGAUUUAUCGCGUUCGCGUUUCGGCGUCGACGGCGAAAGGCGAAGGACAACAGAGUGCCGAUAGUCUGGCUCGAACCGAUAUUGGAGAGCCGGGCACGGUUUCGUUGCGAGACCUCUCGUUUGACUGCAAGAACGGGAUAAAGCUUGAGUGGGACUACGACGGGACCAACACGAAUCCGGUAUUUACGAUCAAAAUCGCGAAUCAUACGGCGACGCUCAACUUCAAUACGACGCAAAAAUUUCUCGAUAUAAUCGAUUUAUCGCUGAAUGACGAGUAUUCGGUACGGGUUGUGGUCUUGGAGCGAAGCAAAAUCGACAAUUCGACGAUUCUCGUCGGCAAAUACAGUAACACCCAUCGAUUUGUGUUGAGCGAGAAAUGCAAUUUUCAAUCGUCUUUGUGCGACGGCAAAAACGAGAAAUGCCAAAAAUUGACGAGCCAGGCAAAUUCCAACGGCUAUUUGUCAAUUUUGAUCGCCAUUUUCUCCGUCAUCCUUUUUGUCUUCAUAUGUUUCAUUAUUGCUCAUUUUGCCAGAGGAACCUUCAAUUUCAAGCAAGUUCUGAAAAAGAAGAAAGAGAAAUGCGUUUAUUUGGAGGAAAUCAGCCCACUCGUUUACGAUUCUGUCGGCCACGAGGACAUUCCCGUCGAAUUAUUCUAUGGAUACGUCGAAGACCUUAAAAGGAACGAGGGCGCGAAAUUCAAAAAUCAAUUUCAAGUUGUCGAGCAGCAAACCGAUGGAAUCGAUCAGUGCGAUUCGAUAAGCUCAUCGGAAAACUCGACGAAAAAUCGAUAUUUGAAUAUUGGCGCCAACGAGGCGACGAGAAUACGAUUGAAUAGUCCCAAUGGUCCCAAUGGGUCGGAUUAUAUCAAUGCCAAUUAUAUUGAUUCGUGCGACGAAAAGAACGCCUACAUCGCCACACAAGCGCCGCUUCCGUCGACAUUCGGCGACUUCUGGAGCAUGGUGUGGCAAGAGCGAAGCAAUGUGAUCGUGUGCAUCACCAACAUGAUCGAAGACGGCAAAAAGAAGUGCGAUCAGUAUUGGCCGCCGACGUUGGAUCAGGCGCACACCUACGGCGCCUAUCAGGUCACACUGCUCACCGAGUCGUGCAACGCGCACUUCUCGCAUCGCGUUUUCGAGCUCAAAAUCGCCAAAUCGAUUCCGAGUGCUGAACGCAAAAUCCACCAAUUGCAUUUCAUGGGAUGGCCGGAUCACGGAAUACCGAAUUCGGUGUUCCCGUUGCUUAAUUUCAUUCACUAUACUUCCGAUAUUCAUUCGACGGGUCCCGUUAUUGUGCAUUGCAGCGCGGGUGUCGGCCGAUCAGGCUCCUACAUUCUCAUCGACAGCAUGCGACGUCACUUAAUCAAUUUUAGAAGACUCAACGUCAUCGGCCAUUUGAUCCAUAUGAGGAGGCAGCGCGCGAAACUGGUUCAGACGCUGGAUCAAUACAUGUUUUGUCACGAGGCGAUCCGACAACUCAUUCGGCACGGCAUCACAAGAGUUCACACCGAUCUGUUCAUGAGAUACCUUCAUUAUUUGUCCGAGGAGAAUUUGAACGGCAAGACGCGAAUGCAAUUGCAAUAUGAGGACAUUUGCGAGUGCAAGCACACUGAGAAGUGUCAGCCCGACGUCGAGCCGUUGAUUCUUCCCGGAUAUCAUCGAUUGGAUGAGUUUAUGGUGGCCACGUGGCCGCACGAAUCCGAACAUCUUUGGCGCGUCGUCUGGAAUCGCAAUAUUCAGACGAUUGUGCUUCUCGGCGAGCCGUCGGCGUAUUGGCAGAAAUUGGUGGCGAUCGAUGGCGUCAUGGUGCAACACGGCGACAAUUUUGUUUUGAUGCAGAAAGAGGAGAGACAGUUGUGCGUCCGAAUUGUGCAAAUCGCGCGAGCCGACAUUGAGCAUGACAUUUGGCGCGAAAUCGAGAACAUUCAAAAACAACGAUUGGCAUAUCACGAGGCGCCGCUGCUCAUUUUGAGUCCAACACCGAUCUUCCGUCGUCCCUCGCCGCCGAUCAACUCGGCUCGCAGCAGCUCCUCAACACUCAGUCUCUCCCUAUUGGGACACGACGAUUCCACGAUUCCGUACAUCAUGUGCGCGCUGACAACACUCGCGUGCCAACUCGAAACGACCGGCUGCAUCGAUGUCGUCGAGGUGUUGGCAGCGUACUCGCAGGCGCGGUGCGGAUUGUUCACCAGCAAACAGGACGUCGAGAUCAUCUACGAGCGCAUCUCGCAGCUCGUCGGCGGCACGCGUGUCUAG